AUGGCAAGCACGCCAGGCUCGCGCAGGCAGCAGGAAAACACACCGUUAUCCGCUGAAAAACCUGAAAAACCACCAUUAAAUCGAGAUUCUAGCGUAAUCCAACAAGUCUCCCAAUUCAUCGGUAUUGCUAAUGGAGAUGGAGAGGUUAACGAGGAGAAAGCGAAAUGGGAUAAAAAACGAUUUCGACGAAUUGCUCACAAUUAUAGUUUGAAUGAGAAUGAAGUGCAGAAAUUCGUCCGAAACCGUUCGAUUACCCAUGCUCCAUCCAUCGAAUCCUCCACUUUCCUCCUCUCUCAACCAGGAGGCCCCGCCCCUUCAGGCCCCGCCCCCUCAGGCUCCGCCCAACCGACACCAUCAUCAUUGGAAGACGUUGAACGUGGAAUAGUACAGUAUCCCGGGCGAGUUUCCAUCAGAUCUCCAAUUUCCGGUCCGACGCCUUCUCUUCCAACUAAUUAUGAAUCGACGUCGACAAGUUUUGAAGGUGGACAAAGACACAGAGCUGAUAGCUUCUCACAGACGGCUGACCUGUCUCAAUCCCAAUCUCGUCUCUCCAAAACGUCACAAAAACAACGUGAAUCCGUACCGUCGGCAGUGAUUAACUCCGUAUCGAAUUUCAUCAAAAAAGGCUCAUUCAUCAACAAAAAACGACUGAAACUGCAAUCAUCGUUCGCCUCAAAAUGCUCAUUCGACAUCGACGUCGUCUCUCCAAUCGCCGAAAUGACUCCAGAAUCCGUGACGCCGUCAUCAGAAUCCCUAACGACGUCACCAGCUGGAAUCAUAUUCAAAACUGGUGAAUCCAUUGAAAUGAAGACGUUAGGGGGCGGAGCCUCGGCGAAAAUUCUGAAAAAAGGAUCGCCGCCGCAGGAGGAGAUCAUAACGAGUGGAAUACCCGAGGAGACGUCGUUUGAAGUGGAAAUUGAGGAAAUGGGAGAUAUUGAUGAGGCUCAGGGUGGAGAAAUGGAUCCAUCAGCAAUGUCUCGAAUGACAGCAAAAGUUCGAAAAAAAUCAUCAGUCCGUGCGCCGCCACUGGCCCGUUUCACCGAAGAAACUCAUCAUUUGACAGAGAGUAAAUCAGCUCCGCCCCCUUUACUCCAAAGAUUCAAAACGAUGAAUCCACCGGAAAGACCGUGUGAUCUACAAGAAGGAACACGUCCAAUUAUUCAUCCGUCUGCGUCUCUUCCGUCAAGAGUCUCUAAAAUGAGCAAAAAGUCGUCGAGACAAGAGGACGAAGUGUUGGAAAUGUUGGCAGAGGAAUCGGAACAGAAGGAUAUUGAGGAUGGCAGAAGGAUUACUGUAUCAAGUGUCAGACCUAGCAGAAGAAGGCCCGCCCAUCUUCCCAUCCAACGUAGUAUCUCUCUCGUCGAUGAGGUCUUCUUCGACACGCCCCCUUUGAAUCUCCGCCCAAUUCCAUCAGAAUUACAAGGACCCGCCGGUAUGCUUCCACCAGAAGUCGACGCCUAUCAUCCGGAUAUCGCUCAGUCUCCGCCCACUUCUGCUGCUCUCCCCGCCCACUCGAGAUUGAGUCCGUAUCCUUUCGAAACGGCAAAGAUUACUGUAGUACCGGAAGUUUCUGGAUACCCACAAGCCGCUUAUAUCAGUUAUAUUGAUGUUGGUGACAGUACUAUCAAUAUGCCACGGGCGACGGCUUUAGGCGGUCCAGUGGGUCCGGUGGCCAGUCGGAGACCCGAUAGAGUUUUUAUGGAAGAAGCCUCCACCUCCUCCGCUCACCGUCACCAACUAAUCCGUCAACACACCGCGGUCGUCGAUCCAUCAGAAGACGUGGGAUUCCGUGAAUGGCGUCAGAGACAUGAGCGAAAAAACGUGGAAACGCAGCGAUUCGCUCAAAAAAUCGCCGAUUCAAAGCAUCAGAAGCGACAACGUGGCAUCGGAGUUUUCGGGAAAUUUUUCAAUCGAUCGUAUAAGGAUAAUUUGGCGGCAGAUUUGAAAAAGUUGUUGGCCGACGGUGAUGACGAGAGACCGUGGUUUACCUAUUGGAUCACCACAAUUCAAGCGGCUGUCUGUAUUUUAAGCAUCAUUUUAUAUGGAUUCGGACCGUUGGGUGUCUAUAUGACACCGCUUAAAGAAGACGUCAUGGACGUUACACUGUCGAAUCGACGUGUUUCUUAUAUGGAACAAGAUAAUUUAUGGUUCGGACCCCACUACGCUGAUCUCAUUCGUCUCGGCGCCGUCUACUCGCCUUGUAUGCGACGAGAAUUCGGAUUGUGGCAGGCGAUUGAGGAGGAGAGGCAGAUUGAGAAUCAGACGGGAUGUUGUAUUGCAAAUGAUCAUACUGGGUGUUAUCAGAGUAGUCAGCUUAUGUGUCCGCGCAACGUGGCUCGUUGGGUCCGUUGGGACAAACCGGAUCCCCUAGCCGCCAAACGGAAUUUCCUCUCUCAAAAAUCAAAAUCCGACACUGAUUUGCUGCGUGGAAUAUCGUCGUUGAACAACUCGUCCGCUCUGAAAUUAUGGAAACAACAAAGGAAAUCAGGGGCUGUGUGUGGACAAGACCCCUCGUAUUGUGAUCUACCGUCGUCAGUGGCUCCACACGAGUGGCCGGAUGACAUCACUCAAUGGCCGAUUUGUGAAAAGAAGCAUGAGGGGGCGGGGCUUCCUGAACAUGUCACUUGUGAGGUAACGGGCCGCCCGUGUUGCAUCCAACUGCAAGGAUUAUGCCGUAUCGCCACGAAACAAUACUGUGAUUUCGUGCGUGGUCACUACCACGAAAACGCCACUCUCUGUAGUCAAGUGAACUGUUUCUCGGGUGUCUGCGGAAUGAUUCCAUUCUUUGGCGAGAAUCCGAAUCAAUUCUAUCGACUAUUCACGUCGUUAUUCGUUCACGCCGGCUUAUUACACCUGGCACUUUCUAUCGCUUUUCAAUGGUAUUUUAUGAGAGAUUUAGAGUUUCUCAUCGGCUCAAAACGAAUGGGAAUUCUAUAUUUGGGUAGUGGAAUUGCUGGAAAUCUCGCUUCCGCUAUAUUUGUUCCAUAUAAUCCGGCUGUCGGACCGUCGAGUGCUCAGUGUGGAAUUUUGGCUGCCGUUAUUGUUGAUUGUUAUCAUCAUAGACGCUUCCUGAAGGACUUCUCCACGGCCUUACGCGAUCAAAUUUUAGUCACCGUAGGCGUCUUAAUUGUCGGCCUAAUUCCAUGGAUCGAUAAUUGGGCUCAUUUGUUCGGAUCGAUUUUCGGAUUGCUAAUUGCAAUUAUAAUCUUCCCAUAUCUCGACUUUCCCGACGACGAUCUCGAUCCGUUGAUCCCGCCCACCGUCGCUACCGUACCCAACACGCCACUAAUGCCACGUGGAUCGAUGAGUACAAUUAUAAAUACGGCGGAGACGCCGACGAUGACGGCGCAGGGAUACAGUCAACUGGGCAACGGAUAUCCGUCGCCUAUCGUUCCAGAACCUGGCAAUACGACUGUACAGACGGUCCAGUUGCUGUGGGGAUUCGUGAGAAACAAGUUUCGGAAUAAGAGAACGUUCUACGUGUUGAUCUCAUUCAUCACUCUCGCCUCUCUCUUCAUCCUCCUCUCCAUCGUCUUCUUCGGAAACAUUCAAUUCGAGUGCUCCUGGUGCAUUUACUUCAACUGUGUUCCAAUCAUCUUCCCGUGCCAUAAUCAAGGCCAAAAGCUUAAGAAAUGGCUCCCGAUUUAG
Molecule: messenger RNA, 3648 nt
Organism: Caenorhabditis remanei
Lineage: Eukaryota; Metazoa; Nematoda; Chromadorea; Rhabditida; Rhabditidae
Exons: 15
Coding region: 1-3648 (1215 amino acids)
Biological process (GO): regulation of protein secretion; regulation of epidermal growth factor receptor signaling pathway
Cellular component (GO): endoplasmic reticulum membrane
Molecular function (GO): serine-type endopeptidase activity
Source: RefSeq, a predicted model, not a curated record